Molecule: messenger RNA, 907 nt
Organism: Pelmatolapia mariae (spotted tilapia)
Lineage: Eukaryota; Metazoa; Chordata; Actinopteri; Cichliformes; Cichlidae
Product: ly6/PLAUR domain-containing protein 6-like
Exons: 5
Coding region: 131-655 (174 amino acids)
Biological process (GO): positive regulation of canonical Wnt signaling pathway
Molecular function (GO): acetylcholine receptor inhibitor activity
Source: RefSeq, a predicted model, not a curated record
CUCCCCCUCCCCUCCUCAGCCGCGCGGAGCUGCACUUCACUAGUUUCUGAGCUUCAUCCGCGCCGAUUGGAGAGCGUCCUAUCGAGCAUUUAAAGCUGGCCUAAGUGCAUGAAGACACUCUGGUCCAAUAAUGGAGGCCUGGCCAACAGUGGCCUGGGUCCUGCUGCUGACCACCAUCACUGACUGGGUGAAAACUGCGCAGUCACGGGACUUCACCAUGAAGGAUAUCAUCCUGCUGCACCCCUCAACUACACCUUACCCUGGCGGAUUCAAGUGCUUCACAUGCCAAGAUGCUAUAGAUAACUACGACUGCAACCGUUGGGCCCCGGACGUGUACUGUCCAAAAGAUACUAAAUACUGCUCCACCCUCCACAUGAUGGAUAGAAGUGGGGAAAGCGUGUCUGUGACCAAGCGCUGUGCCACCUUGGAGGAGUGUCUGUUCACUGGCUGUGCUGACGUUGCCGAUACUGGCUACCAGGUGUGCUCUUCCUGCUGUGAGGGGAACAUCUGCAACGUGUUGGUGCCCAGAAAUGACAGCAGUGCCAUUUUCUCCUCCAUUUCUCCUUUGGUUAGUUUGAGCGGGAGUCUUCAUUCUAGGGCGCUGUGCUACAUCAUCACCAUCAUUGUUGUCAUCUUCACAGCUGGACGUGUUUGAGACAUCAUUUAAGAAAACGCGUAGAAAGAGAACAGCUGGUAUGUGUAGCGGCAGAACUGGGACCUGUGUUGGCUGCGUGUUUCAGUAACUGAAGGUUUAAAGACAUUUUUAUAUGUAAGACAACUGAUUCAACUUUGGUUUCCUUUCUUUUCCACUUUUUUAAUAGUCGAUCUGCAUUACUGUGUUUUCUGUUAUAUUUAUAAUGUUACUUUGUAUAUAGCUCAUAAUAAACAUUGCCAAAGUUUCAAAUAA